UUCUCGCGGGGGUAGGCAGGGUAUCGUGCCACGACAGGGGUACAGAAGACCGCACUAGACAUCUGCCUACCGUCCCUCGUGUGUCUUACUCCUUCCCGUUCGCUCGCACCUUCUGCUUCUCCGCCGUGCCAACGCAGAUGGCAGAGCAACAAGUAAAGAUGCUGAAAUUCAUUGCAUUGAGCUGCAUCCUCCUGGUUUCAGCUCCAAGCGUGCGAGCAAGUCCAAUGGAGGAUGCGACGCAGGAAGUCAUGGCCAAGCUAAAGCAAGAAUCUUACAAUCUCAACAUCAGACCCUCCGUGGAUGGCGGGCCAACACAAGUCAAACUACAAGCCUACAUCCGAGAUAUUAGUGUUGACGACGAGAAGAUGGAAGCCGAUAUCGUCCUCACAUUCAGAAUGGCCUGGAAUGAUCAUCGUCUCGCCUACAGUACCGCAAGAAUGAACUACGUGAACAUCCUGGAGCCCCACUUGGCCUGGCUGCCCGACGCCUUCUUCAAGAACGCCAUCACGACGCAGCUCGAGGCCAUCUACCCUGAGAGCUACCUCAGGGUCUUCCAAGACGGCCACAUCAUCUACAGCACCAGGAUGACUCUGAGGCAAAGAUGUCCGAUGAAUUUGGUCUCCUUCCCCCACGACAGCCAGUCCUGCGUCAUUCGCAUUGCAAGCUAUGGCUAUACUGCUGCCGACGUUAACUUUACGAUGAGUAGCCAAGAAGUUCAGGUUGCAAGUAACCUCUAUGUCGAGAGGUUCACACUGGAGGGCGUAGAAACUAGUUACUGUACAAGCAAGACUGCCACAGGUGAGUACAGCUGCGCCCAGAUCAACAUCAAUCUCUCAAGGAAAUUCACGUCCUACCUGCUGGAGUGGUACGUCCCUGUCUUCCUCCUCAUCACCGUCGCGUGGUUCUCGUUCCUCAUCCCCGCCGACCAGUUCCUCGCCCGCCUCCUCCUCACGCUCAUCCCCCUCAUCACCUUGUCCUCCUUCAAUAACAUCUUCAGGCAGUCGCUGGCUUCGGUGAGCUACACGCGCGCCCUGGACGUGUUCACCGGGGUUUCUACCGUCUGCAUCUUCGCUUCGCUCGUCCACGUUAUCGUGUCCUACCUUCGGGGCGGCGGAGAAUCUGAUGCAGGCAGAGAUGGCCUCAGCGGCAGCGCGAAGAGAGCUGCCCUUAUGAAAUACCUUCCCUUGAUUAUCCACGUGUGUUGCUAUGUCUUCUUCCUCUUCAUUUACUUCAUUGUUUACAGCUUCGCUUGAUAAAUGUGACGACGCUCAAACCCUUCCGCGGUGGCGUUAGUUAGGACUCAGCUGAACAAAUGUAUCGAAAAUAUAUAUCAAGUCCGUAUUUGAUUCUUUUUUGGUUUAUGUGUUUUAAUAUUUUUUUCUUUGUUGAUCGUUUGUUCUUAUCUUGUGUUUCUUUUUGUUUUUGUUGAUUUUGACCACAUAUUUGUAAGUGAAGAUUAUACACAGGUGUAUUUGCUGCGUUAUUUCCCAUGAACACAGUCAGAAUAUUUCAUUUCAGCUACGGUUGCGACAUUAACCGUAAUCAGGAAAUUGUGAAACGAUAAAUCUAUUAACUUUAGCGAUGGGAAAGGCACUGUAUGGCAUUAAGUCUAAAAUAAAAGAUGUAACUGUCGUUUGAAGUUAGAAUCACGGACUUCCCGUUACAUAUAUGGGGAAUAUGAUUAAAUUCAUUAAAGUGUCUAGGAUACCCUUGUAAAAAAAAAAAAAAUCCAUGACCAUUAA
Molecule: messenger RNA, 1742 nt
Organism: Penaeus indicus
Lineage: Eukaryota; Metazoa; Arthropoda; Malacostraca; Decapoda; Penaeidae
Product: glutamate-gated chloride channel-like
Exons: 10
Coding region: 138-1253 (371 amino acids)
Biological process (GO): regulation of membrane potential; chemical synaptic transmission; chloride transmembrane transport
Cellular component (GO): neuron projection; plasma membrane; synapse
Molecular function (GO): excitatory extracellular ligand-gated monoatomic ion channel activity; transmembrane signaling receptor activity; transmitter-gated monoatomic ion channel activity involved in regulation of postsynaptic membrane potential
Source: RefSeq, a predicted model, not a curated record